GUGCUUCGAAGCGUCGCGUCGAGGAAGACCGGUUCUGGCAUUGAGCCUAUGCAUGCUUAUUUUCUCACUGGCUGUUGAAAGAUUCUACGAGCUUAAAGCUACAUCAACAAUAUCCAAAACUUCCAGCAAMCAUAAAGCAUGUCGGAGUGUCACGUGAUGUUGUCCUACCAAUGGGACUCUCAGGAUCUAGUGGAUAAAGUCUAUCAUGCUUUAAAAGCUCAAGGAUUGAGAGCCUGGAUGGAUGUUCAUGGAGGCGUCUCUGGCAACAUUAAUGACAGUAUGGCAGAAGGCGUUGACAACGCAGGAGUUGUUUGCUGUUUUAUGACACAAAAAUAUUCGGAUUCCAAGAAUUGCAAGAAGGAGUUGAACUAUGCUGAUGCCCAGGAUGUUCCUAUUGUCCCAGUCAUGGUUGAAAAUGGGUUCAAAGCCAAGGGAUGGCUGGGUGUUGUGACUGCUGGCCUACUGUGGAUUAACUUUAGGGAUCCCUCAAACUUCAGUUCAAGUGUAGAAUCCCUUGCGAAGGAAAUCAUGCAUGCUGCGGAAAAUGACAUCACGCUUUCUGCGGAUGAAACAAAAGAGGCAGAGAAACAAGCCCCUAGCGAGUGCCCCACGAAAGUUGUCGAGAAGAAGCCAGGUCGUGCUUUCCGACAUAAACUGGCCAACAAGUUCUUGGCCGAGUCAGGUCAAGUGAAAUUCCAUCCACAAAGUGGAAGCCGUAGCACACUGGUACUAAGAGACAACGCCGAGGCGACCAGUUACUGGGUAGAAGAAAAACAAAAGAAAUCAGAGAUUGUCUACUACAAGAACUAUGACACCAAUGGAUACUUAGGAUAUGAUCCUAAUGGAGAUUACAUCUACACGAAAGGACAGCAUUACGGGGCCGAGGAAUGGCUGCUUAAAGCAGACGAGCAAUACCAAGGCGGUGAAAGAGCUGUGGUUUUGUUUGCAAACUUUGGCAAGAAAUACCUUGCUAUCAGGAAUGGAAAACUAACUGGAGUCAAUUCCUACUCGGAUGACUGUGUAUGGAUCCUGGAGUAAAGUGUAUGUGAUGAUCAGUUAGGAUCAGAUAAUGGGAAUUAAAGCAUGAAUACAGUGAUAAUAUUUAUAUUGGUUGAUCAUUAUUACAGACUGUAAUACAUUUUGCAUUGGAAUAAACGAAAGACUGGAUUGUAAUUUCUGUACCCA
Messenger RNA from Exaiptasia diaphana, 1185 nucleotides. RefSeq lists its product as uncharacterized. The transcript is spliced from 8 exons. Lineage: Eukaryota; Metazoa; Cnidaria; Anthozoa; Actiniaria; Aiptasiidae. Bases 139 to 1038 code for a protein of 299 amino acids. Gene Ontology annotation, biological process: signal transduction. The record is from RefSeq and is a predicted model, not a curated record.